UGCACUGAUCGAUCAGUCGUCUUUCUUGGACAAGAAGUGGCCUGUGGCGCCCAUAUAAUUAAGUAAGGCUGCAUGGCGACGUCGAGCAAGGGCGCGAGGAGGAGCCUGAUAUCGAGGACCCUGCACCAGUGCAAGUCCAGGCUGAGCGCUGGCCGCGCUUCGUCCCCGGUUGCGGGGUGCUUCUCGGUGUACGUGGGGCCCGAGCGGGAGCGCAUCGUGGUGCGCGUCGAGUGCGCCAAUCACCCGCUGUUCCGGCGCCUCCUGGACGACGCCGAGCGCGAGUACGGGUACUCGGCGCAGGGCCCGCUCGCGCUGCCUGGCUGCGACGUCGACGCUUUCCUCGACGUCCUGCGCCAGAUGGAGGAGCACGAUGGCGCCGACGGCGGCGGCGAGAUCCCCGCUGCCGCGUCGUCGCCGAUAUGCGGCCUGCAAAGCAGCAGCAAGGGCCGAGCGGCGGGGUACCGGAUGCUGAGCCCGAGGUCGUCUCCAGUGGUUUGGUCGGAGGAGGUGAUCAGGCAGCAUGCACUCGAUCAACAUGCGGCAGCUUAUGAUUCUAAUCAUGAUUAGUAAUUGGUGCUUAAUUGAUUUGCUCCUAUACUGCUGAGUAAACCAUCCAUAGCCGAGCAAGAGAGAGUGACUCUUUCAUUUAAGUUGGAGGUUCCUGCUCUCUCUCUCUCUCUCUCUCUCUCUCUCUCUCUCUCUCUCUCUCUCUCUCUCUCUCUCUCUCUCUCGUAUACAGAAGUGUGUGGUGAUAAUUAGCAAUACAUGUUUAGUUUAGAUCCAUAGCUAUAGGUUCGUACAUAUAGUUGAAAGAACUCUGUGUGCUGAAUUAUACAAAGAGAAUCUUCCUGUCAUUUUGGGCAGUGUUUUUCGACAAACACAGCACAUCUGUACGUAACAUAUGGUUUAUGGUGUAACAAGCUACUGCAGCAUGCAGUUACUGAUCAAAU
Messenger RNA from Phragmites australis (common reed), 950 nucleotides. Its product is annotated as auxin-responsive protein SAUR50-like. Gene Ontology annotation, biological process: response to auxin. The transcript has a single exon. Lineage: Eukaryota; Viridiplantae; Streptophyta; Magnoliopsida; Poales; Poaceae. The record is from RefSeq and is a predicted model, not a curated record. The coding region runs from base 73 to 567 and encodes 164 amino acids.